AUAAUAAUGGUGAUGGAGAUUUCAUGAUUAUGAGUCCUACUAAAGAAGAAGGUCAAUUUGAUACACUUGAAAAUAUGCCGGUUAUCACCAAGAAACCUAAACGAUCAAAGAGAAGUCUUUUCACUAGAUUCAAGAAUCCAACGUCUAAAUUAGAUGCUCCAAUUGAAGAUAAUGCAACCAAUAUACCUCCUGUGGCUGAAGAAAGUAAGAAUGAUAUAGAAAGUGCUUCGAAUAGUAUCAUUGGAAAUACAUCAACCCAUGGAUCAUCAAUUGGUGGUAGCACACCCUCUAUUAGCGGAGUCAAUGUAAUGGAUAGCUCAGCAUCAGAAGCAUCACAUCAACAGUCCCAACUCCAAUCAUCUGAGCCUGAUUAUGCUGCCUUGUUUGAAAAUGUCGGUAAACGUAAGAAUAUAACUUAUAGGAAACCAAAACCUAAAGUUAAAGACGAAAGUCUUAGUACUGAAACAUCAAAUACAGCUGGAGAACAACCUACUUCUUCCUCGUUGCUCAAUUUUGGUAGGUCUAGAAGUAAAGAAGGCAGUGCUCGCUCUUCUAUAAAGCAGGAUAAUGUUAGUGAACAAUUUAGUGGCGAGAACCUCAGUGUUGCUUCAUCCAAUGUAUCUUCCACCAAUCAGGAUUUGCUGCACGAAUCUGAACAACAAGACUCUAGUACCCCGUCAACUCCAACCACAUCAACCAUUGCCAGUGCAUCCAAGAGAAUUCUUGGAUCGAAGUUGAUGCCCAAGAAGAAAUCUGCAUCUAAACAACUUAGUGCAAAGGAUGCUGUCCUACUUUCAUUGGAUACACCCGUGGCCACGAUGAUUUCUAAAGGUGUAGAAGUUGAAGUGGAUUUGCGCUCAUUGGAUUUACCACCAGACACCAAGAUUUUCCCUACCUCGAUUAUCAAUUCCAAGAAUAGAACCAGAGGCCGUAAAGAGAAUAAAGAAGCAGAUAUGGUUGAUGAAACAAAGAUAUAUUUAUGUAAUUAUUGUUCGAGAAGAUUUAAACGUCAUGAACAUUUGAAGCGUCAUUUUAGGUCGUUGCAUACCUUCGAAAAGCCAUAUGAUUGCAGUAUAUGUCAUAAAAAGUUUAGUCGUUCCGAUAAUUUGAAUCAACAUUUGAAGAUUCAUAAGCAAGAAGAGGAGAUGGCACAUAUGGAUCAGAUGGAAGAAGUUGAGGUUGAAGAUGAAUAACUGCACUUAUGCUUAUAUAUAGCUAGAUUUAUAUUCCUUUAUUUUUAGAAGCUUUAAUACAUUAGUUGUGUUUAUU
Spathaspora passalidarum NRRL Y-27907 is the source of this 1269-nucleotide messenger RNA. RefSeq names its product Mnl1p (gene MNL1). The record is from RefSeq and is a predicted model, not a curated record. Gene Ontology annotation, molecular function: DNA-binding transcription factor activity. Lineage: Eukaryota; Fungi; Ascomycota; Pichiomycetes; Serinales; Debaryomycetaceae. Gene Ontology annotation, cellular component: nucleus; Tec1p-Ste12p-Dig1p complex; Ste12p-Dig1p-Dig2p complex. The coding region runs from base 30 to 1193 and encodes 387 amino acids. Gene Ontology annotation, biological process: sexual reproduction. The transcript has a single exon.